AUGGCGCGUCUAGGCCGCGUUGGGUUCCUCGCCCUAGCGGUGGUCUUCCACUUGAUCUAUACAUACUCGAUUUUCGACAUUUACUUCGUUAGCCCCAUUGUGAGUGGUAUGCGAUCAUAUGGUGUCGAACGACCCGAAGGUACCAGUGCACCAGCUCAACGAUUGGUCCUCUUCGUUGCCGAUGGCCUGCGCGCCGACAAGGCCUUCCAGGCUUUCCCCGACCCAUCCCCCGAGAACGACGCCGAACCAAGCGAUGAGUUGAUCCGGUUAUCGCCAUUCAUUAGAUCCCAGGUCCUUUCGCAUGGAACCUUUGGCGUCUCCCACACCCGGGUCCCCACCGAGUCUCGACCGGGACAUGUUGCGCUCAUUGCCGGCCUAUACGAGGAUGUAUCGGCGGUUACAACAGGCUGGAAGCUGAACCCAGUCAACUUCGACAGUGUAUUCAACCGGAGUAGACACACAUGGAGUUGGGGGAGCCCCGAUAUCCUUCCAAUGUUCAAGGAGGGUGCGGAACCGGGUCGAGUCGAUGCGGAUACCUACGGCGAAGAAGAGGAGGACUUCAGUGUGGAUGCAUCACACUUGGAUACCUGGGUAUUUGAUAAGGUGCAUGAGCUCUUUGAGUCUGCCAAGAGCGACCCGGAGCUGGAUCGGAAACUGCGUGAGGACAAGUUGGUCUUCUUCCUUCACUUGCUUGGGCUGGAUACCACUGGUCACGCGUUCAGACCUUACUCCAAGGAAUACUUGAGUAACAUCAAGCUAGUAGAUCGUGGUGUGCAAGCCGUGACAAACCUUGUGGAGGAAUUCUAUGCGGACGACAAAACCGCGUUCAUCUUCACCGCGGACCAUGGCAUGAGUGACUUGGGUAGCCACGGUGAUGGUCACCCGGAUAACACGCGGACUCCUCUGGUUGCCUGGGGCUCUGGUGUUGCAAAGCCGCUCGCAAACACCCCAGGGGUUGCAACAGGACACGAAGAUGGAUUCUCGUCGGAUUGGGGAUUCGACCAAGUUCGACGCCACGAUGUAGCACAAGCCGACGUUGCCGCUCUAAUGGCCUACCUGGUGGGUGUUGACUAUCCGGUCAACUCUGUGGGUCAGCUGCCAUUGGCCUAUCUCGAUGGCAGCCCCGAGGAGAAGGCAUUGGCCGCUCUUGCAAAUACACGGGGCGUGCUGGAAAUGUACCAGGUCAAGGAACAGCAAAAGAGAGAAGCCUUGCUCCGCUAUGUGCCUUUCCAGCCCCUUUCUGGAGACGGUGAAACUUCAAUUGAAGGCCGUUUCGCAAACAUGGAGGCGCUUAUCAGCAAGGGUGAUUAUGAGGAUUCAAUUGCCCUAUCUUCUGAACUGCUACUUCUCGGACUUGAAGGUCUACGUUAUCUCCAGACUUAUGACUGGCUGUUCCUGCGGAACAUUGUCACUCUCGGAUAUCUGGGAUGGAUUGCCUAUUCUUUGACCACAGUGAUUGACUUGCACGUCUUGCAUGGAACGUCUGAUUCCCACCGGACUAUUGCUAGCAUCUCGUUCUUUUCAUCUAUCUUGGUGGCCCUGUUUUCUGUGUUCUUGUACCAGGGUUCAUCAUGGCGCUAUUACUUCUACGGGUUCUUCCCUGUCUAUUUCUGGGAAGAAGUUUUUGCGCGCAGGAAAGCUCUCAUUGCUGGUCGUGAGAUUGUUCUUGGCCACGUCCGUUCAUUCGGUGGAUAUGUGAGCUUUGGGGUGCAACUUUUGGCGUUCCUCGGUGUACUGGAGGCACUUGUCCAAGCCUAUUUCUAUCGGGAAAUCUUAACCAUCUGCUUUGCCUUGGGUGCUCUUUGGCCCUUGGCCUACGGGUUUGGAUUUAUUCGUAAUCAUAUCUUCUUGACCGUGGCAUGGGUCCUUGGCUGCUCUCUUAUGAGCAUUUUCCCUAUCCUCCCUGUCAGCAAAAUGGAGGAUAUUGAUACUAUUACCUAUGGUGGUCUUCUGAUGUUCCUUACUGGCGUUCUAUACCUGAUGUUCGAGGAUGCGAUCCUUGGAAAAAGCAGCGUUGCACCUAAAAGCCCAGCAGCAGUCAGCACAGUUGGCUCACGAAUCAUUGUGGGCACCCAAGUUGGUUUGGUUCUACUCGCCUUGCUUGUCACCCGAUCAAGUGUAUCCUUCCUCCAAGCUCGACAAGGUCUGCCUCUUGGUAACCAAGUCGUUGGUUGGGGUGUGCUAGGCUCAUCCGUGGCGCUUCCAUUCCUUCACCGGCUGUACCCGAACAGCCACUAUUUACACCGCCUCCUUGUCAUUUUCUUGACUUUCUCGCCCGCGUUCAUUAUUCUCACUAUUUCGUGGGAGGGAUUGUUUUACUUCGUGUUCUGCAUGACCUUGGUUACCUGGGUCCGCCUUGAGCAUGCCAUCUAUGUCCAUAAUGGAUCCAACGCGGCCAAGUCGUCAAAGUCGGCUACAUCGAAGUCCGGACCUACUGCUACCGCGACAGUUGACGGCCAGACAUACCGUUACCGCGCCCUCACGGUCUCUGAUGCCCGCGUGGCAUUGUUCUUCUUUUUCUUGUUGCAGUCGGCUUUCUUCAGCACCGGAAAUGUGGCCUCCCUCUCCACCUUCACCUUGGAGAGUGUUCGUCGACUUAUCCCUGUCUUCGCGCCCUUCAGCCAAGGAGCGCUCCUCCUCUUCCAAAUCCUAAUCCCCUUUGCCAUCAUCAGUGCCAAUCUCGGCAUCCUCAACCGCCGACUUGAAGUGGGACCUAGUGCCCUGUUUAUGGUGGUCAUGUCCAUUUCAGACGUAAUGACGCUGAACUUCUUCUAUCUCGUGCGCGACGAGGGCUCCUGGCUGGAUAUUGGCAUGACCAUCAGCCAUUACUGCAUCGCCAGUAUCCUGUGCAUUUUCGUUGCAGGACUCGAGUUCUUGAGUGAACAAUUCGUCAGCGGCGUGGACUUUGGUUCCGCGGCCGCUGCUGCAGUGCAGGUUGUCAGCGACGCUGCUGACUGUGGCCAUGAACCUGAAUCCGAACCCAAGGAGCAGCCAGUGCAGUCAGCCAAGCCCAAAAGCAAGGGCAAGAAGAACCGAAAGGCUCAACAAUAA
Messenger RNA from Penicillium pulvis, 3051 nucleotides. Its product is annotated as mannose-ethanolamine phosphotransferase MCD4. The transcript is spliced from 4 exons. Gene Ontology annotation, biological process: GPI anchor biosynthetic process. Gene Ontology annotation, molecular function: mannose-ethanolamine phosphotransferase activity. Gene Ontology annotation, cellular component: endoplasmic reticulum membrane. Lineage: Eukaryota; Fungi; Ascomycota; Eurotiomycetes; Eurotiales; Aspergillaceae. The record is from RefSeq and is a predicted model, not a curated record. The coding region runs from base 1 to 3051 and encodes 1016 amino acids.